Messenger RNA from Jaminaea rosea, 1740 nucleotides. RefSeq lists its product as hypothetical. The record is from RefSeq and is a predicted model, not a curated record. NCBI's taxonomy places the organism in Eukaryota, Fungi, Basidiomycota, Exobasidiomycetes, Microstromatales. The coding region runs from base 16 to 1740 and encodes 574 amino acids. The transcript has 2 exons.
CAUCCAUAGCCCAUCAUGAGCAGUAGCACGCCACCUUCAUCGUCUUCUUCGGGGAUGAUGCCAUCAGGCAUGCCUCCGCCACCAGGGAACGGUACAAUGGGCGGUGGACAACCACCACCGUCCCAGGCUCCACCUUCGGCCGGAUCUACGCCACUCAGUGUAUUCUUCGUCGAACAGCAGCAGCAGCAGCAGCACCAGCAUCGUCUCUUUCCCCGCCAGUCGGCUGAACGAGACGCUGAUAUGCUGCAGGGCGUGCAGGACCACUUCGACGCCUACGCAGAGAUGCAGCGACGUCAGGCCUCGUCCUCGUCGUCGUCGACCCCCAUCACUACCCCUGCCGUAGGCUCCAACACCCCAACCCUCUCCGCAAUCCCCUCGUCCAACCCCACACCAUCCCAAUCCCAAUCCCCAUUCCCGUCUGACGGCGGACCCGCCCCCUUCUUCACCUUCGCCCUCGCAGCCGUCGCCCUCUUCGUUAUCGUCGUAGCCUUCGUCCUCCUUCGGAUCUGUCUCCGCAACCGGCGACUUCGACGACUCGGACUCUUGCCGGAUGGAGGCAAUGGCACAGGCGGGCCGAUGGAUCGCUUCCUUGGUGUUGGGCCCAUGGGUGGAGCGGCUGGAUUUGGCUAUGGGAGGGAGAUGCACGAGGAUACGAGCGUGCCGCCCAAGUUGUGGGAGGCGAGGAUUGUGCCCUACAAGGGCUCAGGUGGGGAAGGCGGCGGAGCGAUCCAACCCCCGGCAUCGUGGAAUGAUGAGCCUGCAGGGCCAUUGACGUCGAUGAGCGGCAAAGCCUAUGGUGGCGGCGGCGGUGCGGGUAGUACGAGCGGCGGAUGGGACAAGCUCAUGCCCAUCGCGGCUUCCCUCCCGACUACGAUCUACACCUCCUCGGGCGCGGCGGCCGCCUUUGCUGCUUCAGAGGGCGGUGACGCCUCCAAGGACAAGUCCAAGUCGAGCAGCAGUGGUGGUGUCAAUCUACCAGGAGCGUCAAAUCGCAAAGCUUCAAAGAAGAAGCGGGCCGCCACAGCCAAAGAGAGCGCGACUGUCCCCUCCACACCGGGUGGUACGGAGCAACAACCAGCACCAACUGACACGAUGCCCGGAUCGGUCAACGUCUCCGUUCUGAUCGCCAUGCCCUCCGCUCCAAAGGGAGACGGCGAGGAGCUCCCCGAGCUCAUGCUGGGCACGGCCGCCGUACCCAUCUACUCUACCUCACCCAGCACAGCAGCCAAGGACAAGCGUUCUAUGACUUCAUCGUCCAACGCCUCUUCCAGCAUGUACGACGCUCAAGUCAGAGAGAUGGGCUACUUUUCCCAGGCGGCAGGCUCAUCCUCGUCCUCCUCGCGGCCGAAUACGGCCACGGCUACGGCCGCGGCGACGGCGACGCGCACUCACCCGACUAGGGCGCAGCUGAUCAGCCUGUUUGAACAGGCGAGGGAGGCAAAGGAGAGGGCGAGGAAGAAGCGAGCAGCUGACGCUGUUGAUGGGGCAGGGCCGGAGGAGGAUGAUGGAUUGGAGACGGAUGAAGAGCCAGACGCAGACGCAGAGGAUGAUCGGGCGGAUGAGACGACGAUGCGUCAGGAUGGGGAGGGGGAGGAUGCAGUAAGGCGAGAACCGGCAGCUGCGCCUAUGGCAGACGUGGGAGGGGCGGGUCAUACUGGGGCGGCAAUACCACCAACGCACGCGACGACGUCAGCAAGGGAUCCGCCGCCGCCGACGAACUUGACUACGACUACGAACUGA